UUCUCCUUUCUGAUUACAUCUCGCCCCGGGCCGGCGCCUCUGGGCACCCCUCCUCGCCCUGGCUGUCCCUGGCUUCGUCCCCUCCUCCCUGUUACUCCUCCCUUUCACCUGUGCCCGCGUCCUCUCCCCUCUCCCUCCCCCGAUCCUGGUCCCCCAAGUGCGCGGGGCAGUUCGGACGGUGUCAGCGAGACUUUCGGGGAGGGAUGGUGGAGUCGUAGGUGGUGAGAGUGCAGGCGACUAACCCACAGUCGGAUAAAGUUCAUGGUCAAGUCUCCGUAUAGAAGUAAAAUGGAAAGACAAGCGUGCUCUCCCCUGUCGAUAGCCGAACGGAGGUGCGCCCGGUAAUGGAGGAAGGGAGCGGAAAAGUGUGUGCGAGCCAUUCUAGGGCCGGCGGGUGAACUUCAGAAAAAAGCAAAGUUGCCGUGAGCCGAUGGAAACUUUAGACGCUGGUGAUGAGGAGAAGGAAAAGCAGAGACCUGUCACCCUGAAAACUUGGCCUGGUGCUAUGUCAUCGUGAAGAAUUGCCUAUAUUGCUUUGACCAACUGUAUGGUGGCAAGAAAGUGUAACAGGAUUUGUCACAUGUUUGACCUGAGAGGCUUAUAGUGCAUUCUACUGGAAGCAUCUUUCUACAGAGGAAACAACUUAUCUCCGAUUGUUGGUGGAGGCUUGAAUUUUGAUCUAUGACCUCCCUACAUCCAUUGCCUGACAGUACUUAAUGAUCACAUGACCCUGGACAUGGAUGCUGUCCUGUCAGAUUUUGUUCGUUCCACAGGAGCCGAGCCAGGGCUGGCCCGAGAUCUCCUGGAAGGAAAGAAUUGGGAUGUGAGUGCCGCCCUCAGUGAUUUUGAACAGUUACGUCAGGUCCAUGCUGGGAUCCUGCCCCAAUCCUUUAGUGAAGGGAGUGGUGCCUCCAGGAACCCUGAGAAAGGGUUUUCUGAUAGAGAGUGUACUCGCCCUCCCCGACCUACUCUACAGCGGCAGGAUGACAUCGUUCAAGAAAAACGCCUGUCUAGGGGCAUCUCCCACGCCAGCUCCAGCAUUGUUUCCCUGGCCCGGUCCCAUGUCUCCAAUGGUGGGGGUGGGGGGAGCAGUGAGCACCCCCUGGAAAUGCCCAUCUGUGCCUUCCAGCUUCCAGAUCUCACUGUGUACAAUGAAGACUUCCGCAGCUUCAUAGAGAGAGACCUCAUUGAACAGUCCAUGCUGGUUGCCUUGGAACAGGCAGGGCGUUUGAACUGGUGGGUGAGUGUAGACCCCACCUGUCAGAGGCUGCUUCCUUUGGCAACUACUGGAGAUGGAAACUGCCUUCUACAUGCAGCCUCUCUUGGGAUGUGGGGUUUCCACGAUCGGGACUUGAUGCUGCGGAAAGCUUUGUAUGCACUGAUGGAAAAGGGAGCUGAGAAGGAAGCAUUGAAACGACGCUGGAGGUGGCAGCAAACACAGCAGAAUAAAGAGUCAGGGCUGGUAUACACAGAGGAUGAAUGGCAGAAGGAAUGGAAUGAGCUGAUCAAGCUUGCCUCAAGUGAACCCCGGAUGCAUCUAGGUACAAAUGGAGCCAACUGUAGUGGGGUGGAGAGUUCAGAGGAGCCUGUAUAUGAGAGUCUAGAAGAAUUCCAUGUCUUUGUCCUUGCCCAUGUGCUUAGGAGGCCCAUAGUCGUCGUGGCAGACACCAUGCUGAGGGACUCUGGGGGAGAAGCAUUUGCCCCUAUUCCCUUUGGGGGAAUCUAUCUGCCCUUGGAGGUCCCCGCCAGCCAGUGUCACCGCUCCCCUCUGGUGCUCGCCUACGACCAGGCCCACUUUUCUGCACUUGUGUCCAUGGAGCAGAAGGAGAAUGGCAAGGAACAAGCUGUGAUCCCACUUACAGAUUCAGAGCAUAAGCUGCUGCCCUUGCACUUUGCUGUGGACCCUGGAAAGAGCUGGGAGUGGGGCAAAGAUGACAGUGACAAUGUCCGAUUGGCCAGUGUAAUCUUGUCCCUGGAGGUCAAAUUGCAUCUGCUGCAUAGCUACAUGAACGUGAAGUGGAUCCCAGUGUCCUCUGAUGCGCAGGCUCCCCUGGCCCAGCCUGAGUCCCCCACUGCCUCAGCAGGAGAUGAGCCCCGGUCCACUCCUGAGUCUGGCGAAUCAGACAAGGAGUCAGUUGGCAGCAGUUCCACCAGCAAUGAGGGCAGCAAGCGGAAAGAAAAAUCAAAACGAGAUCGGGAGAAGGACAAGAAGAGGGCAGAUUCUGUGGCUAACAAACUGGGCAGCUUUGGCAAAACCUUGGGCAGCAAGCUCAAGAAGAACAUGGGAGGCUUGAUGCACAGCAAGGGUUCUAAGCCUGGAGGGAUGGGAACAGGGUCAGGAGUGAGCAGUGGCACCGAGACACUGGAGAAGAAGAAGAAAAACUCGCUGAAGAGCUGGAAGGGUGGCAAAGAGGAGGCAGCUGGGGAUGGGCCUGUGUCUGAGAAGCCUACAUCUGAGUCUGUGGGUAAUGGAGGGAGCAAGUAUAGCCAGGAGGUGAUGCAAAGCCUGAGCAUCAUGAGGACUGCAAUGCAAGGGGAGGGGAAGUUUAUUUUUGUUGGAACCCUGAAGAUGGGUCACCGUCACCAGUAUCAGGAGGAGAUGAUCCAGCGCUACCUUUCUGAUGCUGAGGAGAGAUUCCUGGCAGAGCAGAAGCAGAAGGAGUCAGAGAGGAAGAUCAUGAAUGGAGGGGUAGGAAGUGGGCCUCCUCCAGCCAAAAAGCCAGAGCCAGAUGGUGGGGAGGAGCUGCUGACUGCCCCCCAAACAGAGUCCAAGGCAAUGGCAUUUUCUACUGGCUACCCUGGGGGCUUUACAAUCCCUCGGCCUUCUGGGGGUGGAGUUCACUGCCAGGAACCCCGGAGGCAGUUGGCAGGGGGUCCAUGUGGGGGUGGCCUACCACCAUAUGCCACCUUCCCUAGACAGUGCCCUCCUGGGCGACCCUACCCCCAUCAGGACAGCAGCCUUUCUCUGGAGCCAGGCAGUCACUCCCAGGAUGGAGUUCAUAGGGGUACAUUGUUACCACCCCACUUCCGUGUGGCUGAUUCCUAUAGCAACGGCUACCAAGAGCCCCCUGAGCCAGAUGGAUGGGCUGGAGGGCCCAGGGGGCUUCCCACAACCCAGACCAAAUGCAAACAACCGAACUGCAGCUUCUAUGGACACCCUGAGACAAACAACUUCUGCUCCUGCUGUUACAGGGAAGAACUGAGGAGGAAGGAACGGGAACCGGGUGGGGAGCUGCUCGUGCACAGGUUCUGAAUGAAGGGACCUUGGAGGGCAAGGGGGUAAACCAAGAAAGUUAAGCUCAACUAAUUGGCUCAUCAAGACCCAGCCCCCAUACCGAUGGGGCAAAUGCAGUAAUGUUUGUGGGAGCCUGGCUAGAAACUUUUAAGUGUGUGGGUGCUGGAGAGUUGCCAGGCUGGCAAGAGCAGGUCAGGGCUGGACGGUGCCUCAAGGGCUGCACUAGUCCUUUGCAGAUCUUAACUUGAUGGGACUGAGGAGGUACAAAGGAGAAAGAUGGUGAUUCUGUCUCAUAACCCCUUGGGUCCAUGAAAGCAGUAGGGGCAGGUUUGGAAUGUGGGGAUGGGGAGAUGGUUAGCCAUCUGGGAAAGAGGCAAAGGUGGUUCUCAGUCAAUAAAAGAGAAAAAACAGA
This is a messenger RNA of Myotis lucifugus (little brown bat), 3647 nucleotides long. RefSeq names its product OTU deubiquitinase 7B (gene OTUD7B). The transcript has 13 exons. Gene Ontology annotation, molecular function: DNA binding; zinc ion binding; cysteine-type deubiquitinase activity. NCBI's taxonomy places the organism in Eukaryota, Metazoa, Chordata, Mammalia, Chiroptera, Vespertilionidae. Gene Ontology annotation, biological process: protein K48-linked deubiquitination; protein deubiquitination involved in ubiquitin-dependent protein catabolic process; protein K63-linked deubiquitination. Gene Ontology annotation, cellular component: nucleus; cytoplasm. The record is from RefSeq and is a predicted model, not a curated record. Bases 725 to 3253 code for a protein of 842 amino acids.